AUGCCACGAAAAGCAGCGAGGCCUAUCCAGCGUAAAGGCCCUGCCUUUAAACCUCCGCGGCCUGUCAAACAAUCCGCGCACGCUUCCAACCUAACCACAACAAAACUUGCACCAGGCCCGGGCGCACCCCGUUCAGCCCCUCCGAACAGGGGCAUUGGGCCAUCACGGCCCGGUGCUGAACCCACUACGACACUCAUCUCAUCUGAUUCUGAGAGCGAAAACGGAGAUGCCCUCUCGGCUUCAGAUGGUGACGAACCCAUGGAGGACGUGACGGAUAACGGAGGACAACGCGCUUUACCGCCAGCAACCGAACUAUCGCGAGACCCCAUACCACCGCCGCUGCUCGUCAGAAUACUACACGAAGGAUUUGAGGACAAGGAUAUCAAAAUCAAGGCCGGCGCGAUGCAUCUCGUCGGGGAAUAUAUGAAUAUUUUCGUUCGCGAAGCCAUUAUGAGGGCGCAUUUCGAACGAAACGAAGCAAACAAGGCAGGCGGCAUCUCAGAUGAUUUCUUGCAAGUUGAGGACCUGGAAAAACUGGCCCCGCAGUUGAUACUGGACUUCUGA
Messenger RNA from Lindgomyces ingoldianus, 564 nucleotides. RefSeq lists its product as uncharacterized. NCBI's taxonomy places the organism in Eukaryota, Fungi, Ascomycota, Dothideomycetes, Pleosporales, Lindgomycetaceae. The coding region runs from base 1 to 564 and encodes 187 amino acids. Gene Ontology annotation, biological process: DNA repair; resolution of meiotic recombination intermediates; replication fork processing. The transcript has a single exon. Gene Ontology annotation, molecular function: protein heterodimerization activity. The record is from RefSeq and is a predicted model, not a curated record. Gene Ontology annotation, cellular component: Fanconi anaemia nuclear complex; FANCM-MHF complex.